This is a messenger RNA of Punica granatum (pomegranate), 1114 nucleotides long. The record is from RefSeq and is a predicted model, not a curated record. Lineage: Eukaryota; Viridiplantae; Streptophyta; Magnoliopsida; Myrtales; Lythraceae.
CUGCUUUUGCCAUGGCGGUCGGUGGCAUAUACUUCCGGCUUCCUUGACGGCUCUGAAGUCUGAGCGAGUUGUUGCUGAAUCGGCAGGUCUCUCCUUGUCAAGCUGUUCCUCUGAUCUGCUCCGAAACCUAGGGUUUUAGAGGAUUACGCGGACUCCAUUCUUGAGCAGUCGAUGGAGCCUGUUGGGAAAUCCGAAGAAACCCCUUCAAUUCAUACUCAGAAGAGAGCUGGAACUGUCAACUGGGGCACAGCAACUGUUGUCGGAGUGUUUGCAGGCCUUUUGUACGGAGGCAGCAAGGAGGCUUCUGCUUCUGUUAGCAAGGAUGCAGAAUUGAUGCUGAAGCUUGGAAGCACGCCAGACAAGCGGGAGCAGUAUCGACUGAUGAGAGACGCCAUGGAGAAGAGAUUUAUCCGGGUUGCACGAGGCUCCAUUGUAGGAGGAGUACGCCUUGGAAUGUUCACGGCAGCAUUUUGUGGUCUACAAAAUCUGCUGGCAGAGAAGCGAGGAGUUCGCGAUGUUCUCAAUAUUGCUGGAGCCGGUUCAGCAACUGCUGCAGCAUUUGGUCUCCUCUUACCGGGAUCGUUCAUGUGGCGCGUGAGAAAUGUGGCUCUAGGCUCAGCCUUGGGAGCAGCAGUAUGCUUCCCUCUUGGUUGGCUCCAGUUGAAGCUCGUGGAAAAAGCGAACGAAGGGAAUUCUGCCAUUCGCCAAGGAUCUGAUCAACAGGAAGGUUCGAGGAGUGGUGUCAGUGCUGCAAUAGACAGGCUCGAGGGGCACUUGAGUAAAUAAUGUACUCAUGUGGAAUUGCUUAAUUGACUCCAAAGGAAAUCCAGCGUCGUGCAGGUGGAAAAUCCAGUUAUAUAAGAGCAAGAUAGGGAAAUCAGCAAGCCUUAUGAGAAGGCUGUUUCUUUGUCGAGAUCUCCUAAGUAGAGCCAGAAAGAUGUUUGCAUUGCCGAUUUUCCAAUAUUUGGUUGUUUAUGAUAGAUUUGUGAAUCUAAGGGAGAAGUUUUGAUGAUAAGUUCAUCAUAGUCUGAGGUUAGACCCAGCCUUGUAGCUUAGACUCUUGUUGAAUAAUGAUUGCAAGAGUAAGCAAUAAAACUUCUGCAAUAUUCUUCCA